This is a messenger RNA of Prorocentrum cordatum, 747 nucleotides long. The record is from the annotation of a GenBank genome assembly. NCBI's taxonomy places the organism in Eukaryota, Dinophyceae, Prorocentrales, Prorocentraceae.
GGCUUCUGCGUCAUCAACAACGAGCGUGCCCGCACGCUCUACGCCGACUGCGAGCGCGUGAUACUGACCUUCGCCACGCAGCCGUUCGGCGAGAGCCGCCAGGGCCUGAAGCUUCCCGCCGCGAAGAAGCAGCGGGUGGACGCUCUGACGCUCGACCUCACCAUGGUGAGGGACUCCGAGACCUUCGACUGGUCGCAGGCGCCGCUCGAGGAGGGCGCGCUCCUGCGCCUCGAGGCCCCGCCCGCCGCCGAGGGGGAGGGCGAGGCGUCCCUGCUGGCCGCGCAGCCCCUCCUGGAGCAGGUUCCGCUCCUGGACCAGGCCUUCCCGCCGCUCGAUGUCCCGACGCUGCCAGCGGUCGCGGCCGGAGGGGCCGAGCCUCCUCUACAAGGUGCGGGGCCCGCGGAGGGCGGCGACCCGGCGCCCGACCUGCUGGCGGCUCUGCCCGAGGAGGGCGCCGUGCCGCUCCUGCCCGCGGAGAGCGCCCUGGCCCCGCUGGCGCUGCCGGCGCCGGGCCCCGCGCCGUCGCUGGAGCAGCUGGCGGCACCGGCCCAGCAGCUGGUGCUGGUUCCCCGCCAUGUCCGCCACGGGCCACACCGGCCCACGGUGCCGGGGCGCGUGCUCGGCUUCGACCAGGAGGCCUCCGCGCCUCCCGCGGCUCUCGGCUCCGGCGCGUCGACGGCUCGCCUGCAGGCGACCUCGCCGAGCCAUGGCUCCUGCGGCAGAGGCCCCACGGGAGGCCCCUGCUGA